Pocillopora verrucosa is the source of this 2401-nucleotide messenger RNA. Its product is annotated as protein-glucosylgalactosylhydroxylysine glucosidase-like. Gene Ontology annotation, molecular function: hydrolase activity, hydrolyzing O-glycosyl compounds. The record is from RefSeq and is a predicted model, not a curated record. Lineage: Eukaryota; Metazoa; Cnidaria; Anthozoa; Scleractinia; Pocilloporidae. Gene Ontology annotation, biological process: carbohydrate metabolic process.
UAGCCAUCUGCUGCCAAUACUGUAGGUAAGACUGCGUACAUCUCUUUGAGUGUGCUUCAGUUACAAGAUGAACCUCAGUGGCUGUGGUGUAGCGCUUGCCUUACUUUUAGUGGGUGCUGUGCCAACAGUAUACUCUAUUCCGGCAGUUGGAACACCAACUCGCUUCGUCACCGACAAACUGCCAGAACAAAACAGCCCAUCAACUGUGCUAUCAAGCAGGAAUGGAAACUUCAUGGCUUCUGUUGCGAACGGCUAUGUAGGCACAGUGAUUUACAGCGAUACAGUGCAUGUAUCGGGUGUUUAUAAUGGCAAGGCUUACCAGAAGAAGUAUCCGAUCUACCCAAUAGACCUUUAUGAACAUCCUCAUAGAGCGCGCAUUCCUUCGACAGCUUCUCUUAAUUUUAAGAUCAGGAAGACCCCUGGGAAUACCUCAUAUGCGCUGGACGUGUACGAGGGAGUCUUUUACAAGUGGUUUGAGGCGGUUAAUUUGACUGUGGAGCAAAGGAUUUAUGCGCACAGAACCAGGAAGAAUCUCUUGAUUGUGGAACUAACGGCGAAGAACAACGCGGGAAGAGAAUUUUUGAUGGACCUUACUCCAAACAUGGGAUACAUCACACAGGAUAUUGAUUUUUACAUGAAAGAGUCAAACAGAGCUGAAGCUCUUGCUGGCGUAGGUUUGGUAAGACAGACUGAGGAAUAUGGAAGUGUUCGCCCGAACGUGGCAAUUGUGUGGAAGUACCUAGAUUCUAGCCAUCCAUUGACAAUCACGGCUAGCUCAGAUGAGCAAACCUGGUACUACAUCACCUCAAUAGCCACAAACCUGGACACCAAGUUCAACCCGCUCUCUGAAGCCCUCUUUCAGUGGGACGAAGCUAUGCUAGUGAAGGAAAAGCUUCUUGCAGAGCAUAAAGCUGCUUGGAAAGCAUUGUGGGAUACUGGCAGAAUUGAAAUCGAAGGGGACCUAGAAAUGGCCCAGGCUGUGUACGGCAGUAUGUAUUACAUUCUGAGUUCCACUCGACAUGACUGGCCGUACGGGUUGAGUCCCGGCGGACUUCCGGCUUCAGAGGAGUACAUGGGACACACAUUCUGGGAUCAAGACAUAUGGAUGUACCCCCCUCUAGUACUGCUGCACCCUGACUUGGCGAGGAGUUCUGUGAGAUAUCGAAAGGAACGGCUGCCCGCAGCCCGCAGAAUUGCUAAGGAAUACGGUUAUAAAGGCGCAAUGUUUCCAUGGGAGAGCUCCUUUACUGGCUUAGAGACCUCCCCAGGAGAAGUAUACGGCAAGAAUCAGAAUCACAUCACGGGAGACAUUGCCCUGGCCGCUAAGAUGUUAUGGCAUGCUACUAAGGAUCUUCACUGGUUGCGGGAGGUUGGAUUCCCCCUUACGUACCAGACUGCAGAGUACUGGGCCAGCCGGGUGGAAUACGAUCCUGAGAAAGACAGAUACAUCAUCAAUCACGUGAUGCCACCGGACGAGUAUCACUAUCCAGUUAACAAUUCCUUCUUCACCAAUGUGGUGGCUAAGAUAAAUUUGCUGUUUGCUAAAGAAGCCGCUGAAAUCCUGGGCAAGAAGGUGCCCGAGGUGUGGUCAACUAUUGCGGAAAAGAUUUACAUCCCCUUUAACAGCAAGUAUAACUAUCACCCUGAGUUUGAGGGAUAUGUUGCAAAUGUGAUAGUUAAACAGGCAGACGUUAUACUGGUGGGCUUUCCCUUGAUGUAUCAAAUGGAUAAACAAGUCCGAUAUAACGACUUGACUUUUUAUGAGAGGCUUACAGAUCCUGAAGGACCCGCCAUGACUCAUGCUAUGUUUGCUAUUGGCUGGCUGGAGGCUGGCGAGGAAAAGAAAGCUGAAACAGCCUUUUUCAAGAACUAUGCUAACAUCCAGGGUCCCUUUAAGGUGUGGUCAGAAAGGCGAAAUGGUAAGGGAGCAGUGAACUUCAUUACAGGAGCUGGAGGAUUUCUGCAGGCUGUUAUCUACGGGUAUGGCGGUUUCCGAAUCAGAAGUGAUGGCCUGUACUUCAAUUCUACCCUUCCUCCCGGGACGACUAAAUUAACCUUGAGUUUACACUAUCUGGGUUGCUCCCUGAAGUUUGAAUUGCAAGACACCAAUGUCACGUUCGCGUUAGUAUCCAAUGGUCCCAUAUCACCUGAUCUAGAAGUGUCGACAAAGCAAGGUGUAUUUGCCCUGAGACGAGAGAAACCUGUCACCCUGGAGACAAAGGAUGGAGUGGUGCGCAAGCGCGCCUGGCUGAACCGAGUUAAAUCGCAAAUCUUUGGCCGGAGGAUGGGCUCUGGAAAAUAGGGUGGAUUCCAGACCCCAAGAAGAAAAAUCAGUGUCUGAGUGCGUGUAACUUUGAGACUGCGCAGACGCAGAAUUGUGUAUUAAAAUACAUAGUUGAUA